GCGGUGUGUUUGGGUUGCAGCGCCCGUUGCCUGGUUACCGUGUAACAAAGUGGUGUAUCAGUCUGGGCAGCGCGGGAGUUCCUGUAAGAGGAAAGCUCACAGCAUGGCACGGCCGGUGGAAAAGAUCCCAAAGGAUGCGGUGCAGCAGCUGGCAAUUGAUCGAGAAAACAUCAGGAAAGUGCUACGCAGUCAGAAACUGUACAUGAAAUUCAACAUCAACUCCUACACCAAAUUUCAUUGUAUUACAGGAAAACCGAACGUCCGAGACGUGGAAGCAGAAGGGGAGGAGGAUCAAAAUCUAUCAAGAAUACUACGGCAGAAGUUUUUGGAACCAAGGAUGAAGUAUACCAUGCCCCAAACAGAAGCGCAGGAGAUUGGCUGGAUAACUACUCCACUGAUUUCCAAAGACGUGCAAGAUCGGAGACUGAACUUCCCUCACCAAAGUAAUGAAAUCACAAAGUUCAUGGCACAGUUCUUCCAUCAAAAGGAAAGCUCUGAAAAAUAGUCCCAGCCACAUAACCGUUCCGUUAACGUACCUACACUAAUCUCCCGUUAUUGCCAGACUUCUGAAGUCAGACGUGUAUAAAUAACGUGCCAGGCGUUUGUAAUUUUACAUAGUUGGGGAGAAUAAAUAUGAAUAAAUGGCUGGAAAAUG
Messenger RNA from Amblyraja radiata (thorny skate), 655 nucleotides. RefSeq names its product cilia and flagella associated protein 144 (gene cfap144). NCBI's taxonomy places the organism in Eukaryota, Metazoa, Chordata, Chondrichthyes, Rajiformes, Rajidae. Bases 104 to 505 code for a protein of 133 amino acids. The record is from RefSeq and is a predicted model, not a curated record. Gene Ontology annotation, cellular component: ciliary base. The transcript has 4 exons.